CACCACGCCCUUAUCCGAAAUGUCUUCCCAACCAAGAAAGCGCCUCGGUGCAGAAGAGAAAGAAAUCAGCCCUCCUCUCUUGCGGCGGAAACUGAAUCACGAUUACGACACGAAGCCAGCAUCGGAGCCUCCGCUCAGAAGCAGAUCUGCGCCGAAGGAGGCCAGAGAGGGAAAGGAAGGAAGAGCGAGAUUUGAGAUCCUAAGCUGGAACAUAAAUGGAAUCUCUCACCUUCUUCCUCAAACCCAACCGAGCAUCAAAUCUUUCUUCCGCAAAUCAUCAGGAAGUGGCACGAGGCAAACGCCCGAAACUGAGGAUGAGGAUGAAACUCGGCAGUACGCAACUGCGGAGGCACCGUUGAGGAAGUUUCUAAGGAGACAUGGGUUUCCUCAGAUAGUCUGUUUGCAAGAAGUCAAGAUCUCACCGAAGGAUAAAAUGGCCAGGAAGGCUGUAGAGAGAGCCGCCAAUGGGGGAGAUGCGCCGGGGUAUAAGGCGUCGUUCGAACUGCCGAGAGAUAGAUUCAAUGCUACAGGGUGGGGAGGCAAGGUGUAUGGUGUUUGUACGCUGGUGAGGGAGGAUGUGGAGGAGCAGUGUGAGAGGCUGGGCACCAGGGGUGUGGAGUGGGACAGUGAGGGGAGGGUAUUAAUUACCGAGCUUGAAUUCAGGAGCGAGAGGGAGAGCGCAGGAAGGAAGAUGGAGAAAUUGAUAGUAAUCAACGGAUACUGGCCAAACGGAACUGCAAAUACAUGGCGGGACAGCAAUACUGGUGUUGUCAAAGGAAGCCGCCACGAUAUGAAACGAACUUUCCAUUCUCUCAUGCUUACUGAGGCGUUGCGGCACCAAGAAGCAGGAUGGCAGGUGGUCCUUAUCGGGGAUAUCAACAUUGCUCGCUUAUCUCUUGACGGAUAUCCUGGGAUCAGACUGGGAGCAGAACAUGUCAGGAAUCGGAAAGAGUGGAACGAGUUAUUUAUUGAGAGCGAAGAAGGGUUGAGGGGUGUUGAUAGCUGGCGAUGGAUACACAGCGAGAGGAGGGGGUAUAGUUAUCAUGGAGAGAAGGUAGAGGAGUGGGGACGAAGUUGUGAUAGAGUUGAUUUGGGGAUUGUGAGUCGUGGUUUCAUUGGGGAAGGAGAGGGAGAGAAAGGGACGGGGACUUCGAUGAGGUUGGUGGGAGCAGAAAUUUGGGAGACUAUUGAGGAGAGGGGUGCGAGUGAUCAUGUGCCGAUUUCUGUGGUGCUUGAUUUGGGGGAUAUUAGGAAAGGAGACAACGGAGAUGGGAGAAAGUGGAAUAAUUUGUCUGAAGAUUAAAUCAGAAGACCCAAAACUGUUAAAUGGUCGUCGCUUGCAUUACUUUAACUCGGCCUCCCCUCCACCUCUCCGUCCACCAAACUCUGAAUCUCCUCUCCUCGUGCCAUUCAGGCCUUUCAAAGAGAUACUAGCAGUCGCUCAUGGACUCUAAAUCCAUCUUCUCUCCGUAAGCCCCUCAAAUUCCGCCUCUCCUUACCCACGGCCUUCACGUGGCAAGUGCUAAGUAUAAAUAAUAAUAAGCCCUAAUUAUAAAGGAGUAC
Hyaloscypha bicolor E is the source of this 1563-nucleotide messenger RNA. RefSeq names its product DNase I-like protein. Gene Ontology annotation, molecular function: DNA-(apurinic or apyrimidinic site) endonuclease activity; double-stranded DNA 3'-5' DNA exonuclease activity; phosphoric diester hydrolase activity. The coding region runs from base 20 to 1303 and encodes 427 amino acids. NCBI's taxonomy places the organism in Eukaryota, Fungi, Ascomycota, Leotiomycetes, Helotiales, Hyaloscyphaceae. Gene Ontology annotation, cellular component: nucleus. The transcript has 2 exons. Gene Ontology annotation, biological process: base-excision repair. The record is from RefSeq and is a predicted model, not a curated record.